Molecule: messenger RNA, 3271 nt
Organism: Impatiens glandulifera
Lineage: Eukaryota; Viridiplantae; Streptophyta; Magnoliopsida; Ericales; Balsaminaceae
Product: putative GTP diphosphokinase RSH1, chloroplastic
Exons: 25
Coding region: 204-2852 (882 amino acids)
Biological process (GO): guanosine tetraphosphate metabolic process
Source: RefSeq, a predicted model, not a curated record
UCCUUCCCCUUCGUCAUUCUCUCUAUCUCUCUAUCUAUCUGUAAGUCUCUCUUCACCAUCGUCGACUAAAACUCUCGCAGAUUCUAUCUCCGCUACUUCUCCGUACCUUCUUCCAAACCGAGAAACGAUAAGGAAUCUAUAAUCAAUACUCUAAUCUCUUUCGUCUAAAUGUUUUGGCUCUGCUUCAAUGCUUCGGAAUAGAAAUGACUGCCGCUCCUUCGAUGCCAGUUUCUGUAGAAUGUGUGAACCUUAGCAAAUUCUUUAAAGCGGAUGGAACUAGUAGUAGACAUGACUGCAGUGUAUUCUCUUGUGCGUGGAAGGCUCCUAGGGCGCUGACUGGCUUUCUUGCUAGCACUGCACAUACUCCUCAGACUUCUUCUUUCUCAGGCGUGCGAAUUGGAAGAACGAGAAUCAAAUGCAGAAGUGAAGUUUCUGACCAAGGGGGCUGGAAUUCUCAUGAGGCCUCUGAGUUUUUUAUAUCAUCAAGACAACUACACCCACUUCCACGUCAUGUUACAUGUAGAAACUGGCGAUUGUACUCUUUAUCUCCUUCCUCAGAUUUCUAUGAAGGGGUUUCUCCUGAAAGCUUGUGGGAGGAUCUUAAGCCAACAAUUUUAUAUCUUCCAGAUAAAGAGUUGGAACUAGUUCGUAAUGCUCUAAAUCUGGCAUUUGAAGCUCAUGAUGGUCAAAAAAGGCGAAGUGGAGAGCCUUUUAUUAUCCAUCCUGUGGAAGUUGCUCGAAUACUGGGGGAGCUUGAAUUGGAUUGGGAGUCUGUUGCUGCUGGUUUGCUGCAUGAUACCGUCGAAGAUACUGAUGUAGUUACAUUCAGAAGAAUAGAGGAGGAAUUUGGUGCUACUGUCAGACACAUUGUAGAAGGAGAAACUAAGGUUUCCAAGUUGGGAAAGAUUAAAUGUAAGAAAGAAAAUCAUUCAGUCCAAGAUGUCAAAGCAGAUGAUCUCAGGCAGAUGUUCCUUGCCAUGACAGAGGAGGUCCGUGUUAUCAUUGUCAAACUAGCUGAUAGAUUACAUAACAUGCGUACGCUUACACAUAUGCCACCAAACAAGCAGACUAGUAUUGCAACAGAGACUUUGCAAGUCUUUGCUCCUCUCGCAAAACUACUGGGGAUGUACCAAAUAAAGGCUGAGCUUGAAAACUUAUCUUUCAUGUACACAAAUCCUCAAGAUUAUGCUAAAGUUAAGAGAAGGAUUGCAGAUCUGUAUAAGGAACAUGAGAAAGAACUUAUAGAGGCUAACAAGAUUUUGGUGAAGAAGAUUGAGGAAGAUCAGUUUUUAGACCUUAUGACAAUUAAAACUGAAGUAAGAUCUGAGUGCAAGGAUCCUUACAGUAUCUAUAAGGCUGUGCUUAAAUCUAAAGGUUCAAUUAAUGAAGUCAACCAGAUUGCACAGCUCCGGAUUAUAAUAAAACCCAAACCAUGCGUGGGUGUUGGGCCUCUAUGUAGUGCACAACAGGUCCCUUACCAUGUCCUGGGACUGGUACAUGAAAUAUGGACACCUAUCCCACGAGCUAUGAAGGACUAUAUAGCAACUCCGAAACCUAAUGGCUAUCAAAGUCUUCACACAACUGUAAUCCCUUUCUUGUAUGAGAGCAUGUUCCGUGUGGAAGUUCAGAUAAGAACUGAAGAGAUGGAUCUUAUAGCAGAGAGAGGCAUUGCUGCUCACUAUAGUGGGAAAGGCUUUAUUACUGGUCUUGUCGGUCAUGCAGUGCCUAACAGUAGAACUUCAAAGGGAAAGAUGACCUCUCUUAACAAUGCAAACAUUGCUUUAAGGAUUGGCUGGCUUAAUGCUAUUAGAGAAUGGCAAGAAGAAUUCGUCGGAAACAUGAGCUCUAGAGAAUUUGUAGACACUAUAACUAGAGACUUAUUGGGUAGUCGUAUUUUUGUUUUUACGCCUAGGGGGGAGAUAAAAAAUCUGCCUGAUGGAGCAACCGUCAUUGACUAUGCAUACAUGAUACAUACUGAAAUUGGAAACAGAAUGGUAGCAGCAAAGGUCAAUGGUAAUCUUGUUUCUCCAUCACAUGUGCUUGCAAAUGCUGAAGUCGUGGAAAUAAUAACAUACAAUGCUCUCUCAAGCAAAUCUUCCUUUCAACGGCAUAAGCAGUGGCUGCAGCAUGCCAAAACGCGUAGUGCUCGUCACAAGAUUAUGAAAUUUCUUAGAGAGCAAGCUGCAUUGUCAGCUGAUGAAAUAACAGCAGAGGCUGUGAAUGAAUUUUCUGCCGAAUCAGAAGAUGAUACUGAAUCAAAUGAGUUAGAUAUUCCUAAACGGGGAAAAUACAACUGGGAGAAGAUACUUGUAAACGUCAUGGAAAUGUCAACCUCUAAAUUUGGUAAAGAUGAUGAUGCUCAAGUUGGUGGUAAGGUAUUAAUUCCAAAGGUCAAUGGAAAGCAUAACAAACACAUGAAGGAUGUAAGUCUAAAGGCCAAGGGAGAGUUGUUAUCCCAUGGAAAUGGUGUGGCUAGAAAUGUAGCUUCUAAUGUUCCAAUUGCAAAGGAUGUUUUGCCCGGCCUUGAGAGCUGGAAAGCUGCCAAGAUAGCGGCUUGGCACUGCCUUGAAGGCCAUUCUAUCCAAUGGUUCUGCAUAGUAUGUAUAGACCGAAAAGGAUUGAUGGCGGAUAUAGCAACAGCAUUGACAGCUGUGGAUGUUACAAUAUGUUCUUGUGCUUCGGAGACAAAUAAAGAGAGAGGAAUGGCAGUCAUGCUAUUUCAUGUUGAAGCGAACCUGAGCAGUUUGGUGAGUGGUUGUUGUGGUGUGGAUAAUAUAUUUGGUGUAUUGGGAUGGUCUGUUGGAUGUAGUUGGCCUAGCUCCACUGGUAAUCAACAGUUGCUAGAAUGUUAGGUCUUUGCUCUCUCUUCUUAACAUUUACUAUUUAACCUGGCUUCCACUGGUUGGGUAAGAAGUUUUGAUCUCUAAAGCUCUGAGAUAGGAGGAAUUGGUUCUAUUUCUAUCUCGGUUAAUUAGGCUCGAUUGCUUCUACAGCUAAGCUGCAGGUUAUGUGUACAUAAAAGAAGAAGAAGAGAGGAUAGUUAGGCAUAUACAUACAUAUACAUGUGAAGACAGCAAUAGUUUAUAAGGAAGGAAGAGUUUUUGAAAACAUUAUUUUUGGGGGGAUUUUAUAAGGAGAGUUUUAUUUAUUUUUUUACACAGGCAAUGUGGAACCUGUUUUUGAUGUUUAUACAGACAAGGAGGUCUGAACCAAUUUAAGUUAUAAUCUUUUUAAAAAACACUUAAGUUACAAAUGAUUUUAGAUUUACCAA